AUGAAAGAAAUAAUAAAAUUAAUAUUAAUUCAAAUAUUAAUUAAUAAUAUUUUCAUUAAUGGAAUGAAUAAUGGAAUUGGUAUGAAUAAUUUAAGAUCAAUAUUACCAAAUGAACCAGUCAAUGAACCAAUUAUUAUUCCACAACAUAUAACAUAUACUACUGGGGAACCAACUGGUGUUCCUCCUUUAGAACCUAUAGUAGAUCCUACUGAAGUUCCUGCUUUAGAACCAAUUGGAGUUCCAACAGUAGACACUACUGGUACUACUAUUAGUACUAUUAAUACUGUGGGUACUACUGAAGAUCCUAGUAAAGUUCCUACUACUUCAGAACCUACCACUGAUGUUCCUACUAUGGAAGUUCCUACUAUGUCAAAUACUACUACUGUGGAUAGUAUGAAGAAAAAUCCUAUGGAAGAGACAUAUAUAGUACAUACAAUUUCUAGUGAAACGAGUGAUAAUAUUCAAAAACCAAUAGUAGAAUUAAUAGAAAAAAUACAAUUAUCUGAUGAAUUAGAUGAUAUAACAGCAGAAGAAAUAGAAAGAGAAAUGGAAAUAGAAAGAGGUGUACGAGGAGGUAACACCGUAGGAGUAGAAAAAGGAAAAGGUCCAGGAUCUGGUGUACAGGGACCAGGAGGUGUUGAAUUAGAAGAAUUAGAAAAUAUAAAAUAUGAAACAAUAUAUAUAUCAACAAAAAUAAAAGGAACAAUAGGAAUAGAAGGAACAGAAAGUGUAGAAGGAGGAGUAAUAGGAACAGUAGAAACAGAAGGUGUAGAAGGAAUAGAAGGUGUAGAAGGAACAGGUGUAGGAAUAAAUAAAAUAUUAUUAUUAAAAGAUUGUGAGGGUAAAAAUGUUAUUUUUGAAGUUACAAAUGUUCCAAAUGAAACAACUAAAGAAGAUUUAAUUUCAAUACUUUAUGGAACUGUAACUUAUAAUUUUCCAAAUUCAAAUCUUAAACGAACAUAUCCAGCAGUUUUAUUACACGAUGAAAGUACUGGAGAAAUUGUUAUUACUACAAAUCAACCUACUACCUGUAGUACUGAAGGACCUACUACUGAUACUGAAGAACCUACUAGAGAAGAUACUACUGUUGAAGAACAUGGUACCCGUACUGGGACUACUGAAGAACCUAAUACUGAUGCUAUUACUGAAGAACCUAUUACUAGUACAACUACUACAGAUGGACCUAUUAGAGAACCACCUAUUGUUGAUACAGAAGAUUUAAUAGAUAUGGAAGAAGGUAUGAAAUGUAAUAUUUAUGAAGAAAAUAGAAUAAAAAGACCUACAGAGAUAAAUUUAACAAGAAGAAGAAAAAUUGGUAUGUAUGAAGAUGAAUUAUUAAGAGAUUUGAUAUUUGGUACAGAAGUAUCAAAUAUUAAAAAACCAGCUAUACUAUUAACUAUUUGGCCAAAUACCAGUACGGUGCUUGGUCCCACCAAUACUAAUAGUACUGAGGACAGUAGUAGUAAUGGUACCACUACCACUGGUACAACUAGUACUAGUGGUACAACUACUACUGCUGCUGGUAAUAUUGUGAAUGAAAAGUUGGUGAAAAUUUUGAAUAUGGAAUUGGUUGAUGUAAGUAAAUUGACUGGUGAAUAUUAUACCUUUAAAAUAGCUAAUGGAACUACCAACAUACCAUUCAUUGUUAAUAAACACAUUGGAGAUGAAUUGAUCUCAAAUUCAUUAACAAUACCACAUGAUACCAUUACUAGACAUUUUAAUACUAAAUCACAACAUAGACCAAUGUAUGGUCGAAGUUCAUCCAAUGGUGGAGGUAACGGUGGAGGUAACGGUGGAGGAAAUGGAGGUGGUAAUGGAGGAGAUGAUGGUGGAAGAGGUGGUACUAGAGGUAUAGGUAGUAGACAAGGCAAUAGUAGUACACCAUAUACUAGUGGACCCUGUUUUAGUGUACCAUAUACCAGUGGUACAAGUGGCUCCUGUGGUUGUCCAAGUGCAGGUCCAAGUGGAAGUCGUACCUAUAGUGGUCCAAGUGGAAGUCGUACAUAUAGUGGAACCUUUAGAACUGGUCCAUGUGGCUUUCCCUGUGGUAGUGCCCCUUGUAGUGGUUCCUAUACUGGUCCAAGUGGACCUGGCCCAAGUGGCCCAUGUAGUAGUGGUAUAAAUAUUAGGAAAAAAGAUUUGGAUGAAAUGUAUCUUAAAUGUACCGAUAGGAUAUUUUAUGCGGCAGAAGUUGGAAUUGAUGAAGUUGAUAAAGGAACACUUGAAUUCCUCAGAAAAUAUAUCAAUACUUACGAUAAAUUAAAUAAAACCAGACCUACAAUUGAAUCUAUAGUCAAUUCUACAUUAAGACAAGGAGAAAUAUUAACAAUUGAAAUUACACCAGAAUCAUCUGGAACAAGUGGAACUACAGAAACUACUAGUUUGGAUUCGAGUACUGAAACAACUAGUGAUCCUAUCAAUAAUCAGAAUAAACCUGAGGAACCAAUGACCAAACCAAAUAUACCAACAGAAACAAAGGAAAUAUCUGAAGAAACAAAGGAAGAAUCUAAAGAAGUAUCUAAUGAAACAAAAGUAUCUAAUGAAGAAAGUUCUAGUGAAUUGAGUAAAAAUAACAGUGGAACCGAAUCAACAGGUGUGAUACCAGAAUCAGUAGAUGUUAUACCAGAGUUACCAUCAGAUGUAUCACCAGAAUUACCAACAAAUGUAUCAACAUCAAGUGAAGUAGUAGGAAGUGAAUUGGAAGAAAGUAGUGAAUCAAAAGCUGAAAGUGGAUCAAGUAGAGGAGCAGGAAUAAUAGUAGGAGAAUUCAGUGAAGAAGAUAAUGAAAAUUAA
Messenger RNA from Theileria annulata, 2793 nucleotides. RefSeq lists its product as uncharacterized. The coding region runs from base 1 to 2793 and encodes 930 amino acids. The transcript has 6 exons. The record is from RefSeq and is a predicted model, not a curated record. NCBI's taxonomy places the organism in Eukaryota, Apicomplexa, Aconoidasida, Piroplasmida, Theileriidae.